AUGGCGGAAGCGAUGAUAAGGAAGAAGCCAGGAAUGGCCAGCGUGAAGGACAUGCCGGUUCUUCAGGACGGUCCACCUCCCGACGGUUUUGCUUCGGUCCGGUUCGCUCGUCCUAUCCCUAAUACUGGUCCGAGUGCCAUUGCGAUUUUUCUCACCACGUUUGGUGCUUUCUCGUGGGGAAGGUACCAGGUUUUGGACAGGGUAACAAGAUCCGAAGUUUUUUUCAUCCACAUUGCCUUUCCUCCCACUGUCUUCACUUCUAACUAUGCUGAUGCUGCUUCUGUUGUUGUUGUUGUUGUCGUUUAUGAAGAAAUUGUCACAAUAACUAUGCAGGUCCUCACGAGAUAUUUACUGCAAAAGUUAUUUGGCCCUCGGGUUGCUAAUUUGACAAGCAAUCAUAGUAUUCUUUACCUUGACCUUCCUUCUAAUAUGAUUGGUUCAUUUCUUAUGGGAUGGUUUGGUGUUGAAUUCAAAAAAGACAUAUCUCAUGUAUCAGAGCAUCUAGCCAUAGGAAUAAUGACUGGUUACUUGGGGAGCCUUACAACCUUCAGUGGUUGGAAUCAAAAAAUGCUUGAACUCAGUGCUUCCGGUCACUGGGUCAUCUGUGCAUUGGGCUUUAUAAUAGGUUUAUCUCUUGUUGUCGUCUCCAUCACAUUUGGGGUUGAAACUGCGAAGGGUUUUAGGUGGCUUCUCAACAGGUUGAAUAUUGCAAGUCUAGUAAAUGGCAUCUCUAAGGUCAACUACAAAGUAAACAGCUACCAUCGCCAAAUGACAGCUAUGGUGAUAUUCUUGGUGAUAUUGGGUAUUUUAUGGGGUGUGAGUGGUGCAUUUGUAAAGGCUAAGUUCAAACAUGGUGGAAGUGCUGCUGAGUAG
This is a messenger RNA of Vicia villosa (hairy vetch), 873 nucleotides long. RefSeq lists its product as uncharacterized. Bases 1 to 873 code for a protein of 290 amino acids. The transcript is spliced from 5 exons. Gene Ontology annotation, biological process: fluoride transmembrane transport. The record is from RefSeq and is a predicted model, not a curated record. Gene Ontology annotation, molecular function: fluoride transmembrane transporter activity. Lineage: Eukaryota; Viridiplantae; Streptophyta; Magnoliopsida; Fabales; Fabaceae. Gene Ontology annotation, cellular component: membrane.